Symbiodinium necroappetens is the source of this 1344-nucleotide messenger RNA. The record is from the annotation of a GenBank genome assembly. Lineage: Eukaryota; Dinophyceae; Suessiales; Symbiodiniaceae.
AUGCCGCGAAGCAAGAAGCUGCAAGUGGAGAGUGACUACACCCAAGCCACAGAAUCCUGGAUAGCGAGGAUACCGUCCGACGAUACCUUACAAGAGCGACGACAGCAAAGAAAUCGAAUUGUUGUAGCCAACCGCAUCACUUCUCGCGAGACCAUUCGGGCAGCCUUCAAAGGCAAAAGUUUGCUCGAAGAGAGGUGGAUUGGCAAUCUGGAUGAUUCUGCCGCAGACACCGAGCUCAGCGUGCCUUCUGUCAUUGCUUGGCUCCGUCGCACUGACCUCUAUGCAAACACUGCUCUGACGCAUGUGGAGGUCCUGAAUUUCGUGCAGCAAAUCCUGGCCGGCCACGAGGUGAAUGCAGUUUGCAACGUUGCGGGCCGACGGGGCAGAACGGUGAGCGCAAUACAAUUUCAGGCCAUCAUCCACUGGAUUGCCAAACACAAGGGUAUCAGCUAUUCAGAGUGCAUCACGAAGCUCGUUCAUCAUCCCAACGAGAGGACCAGAUUAGAGCACUACUUUGAAGAGUUUGCUCAUGCCAGCUCACAUGGCUUCAUGACUGUCUACGAGUUCACUCGCUUUUGCCGGGCCUUCGGGCUCUUCCAGCUGCGACCGGGCAGGUUCGUGGAGGGCGACGUUCAAUUUCUUUUUGACCUAGGUGAUGAAGGCAAAGCUGUGGACCUCGAGGGCUUUCGGCGAGUUCUGGAAAAGGUGGCUGAAAGGUUGGACUUGCCGGCGCAGGAGCUGCUACAUUUCCUUGGAGAGAAGGAUGCCGAGCGUGUCUUCCGAGAAGGAAUGGACAGUGCCGGACUUCGCCGAAAGGCUGUUGUGUACCAGAGCUAUCUUGAGAACAUCGACGGAUCUGACUACGAAGCGCUUUGCGGUCUCGUGCAGGCCCUCGCUGUGACGGAUCCAGAACGGGCCACCGAGUAUGCCGAACGGUUGCAGGUGCCGGCUUUUGAUCACCUGGAUCCUGAGGAGCUGGAAGCACAACCCAUACCUAAGGUUGGUGCGAUGUUCUCGCAACGUCGCCGUGACAGGGAAGAUGAGGCGGACGGUAAGCCCGUCAGAGUCAAGAAGAAGCGGAAGCGGAAGAUCCGCUAUCCGAAAGGCUUCGACCCGGAAAACCCUGGACCUCCCCCAGAUCCGGAAAGGUGGCUUCCAAAGCGGGAGCGAUCAGAAUUUAAGAAGAAGAUGCGAAAGAGGGAUAAGCACUUGCUUCGGGGCCCUCAGGGGGCGAUCACCACGGAGGACUUUCGCAAGCAGGGACCAUCGACAGCCCAAGUGGAGGUCUCGAAAGACGCAAGUGGACCUUCAAGAAGGAGUGGGAGAAAAGCUAAAGGCAAGUGA